AUGAGUGAUCACGAAGAGAACGACGACAAAGAGCAACAAGAAGAGACUACUUCAAAUCCACCUAAAUUUGAAGACUAUUCCGAUAUGGAUAAAACUCAAAUUCCUAUCUUUGAAAAGAACGCAGGAACAGAAUGCUUUAAAAAAGGGGAUUAUUUUGAAGCCACACGUCAUUAUGCUAAAGCUGUAAUGGCGUAUUAAUUUUUGAUUAAGGAUGGAGUGGUGAAUGAUCCAGAAGAAAUGCAAAAAUUGACCUAAGAGAUAUAUCUUCCUUGCAAUCUCAAUCUAUCCCUUUGCUACAUUAAGUAAAAGGAAUAUCAAAUGGGGAAGGAUUUUGCUAAUAAGGCAUUAGAAGUUGAAGCCAGCAAUAUUAAGGGUUUAUAUAGAAGAGGAGUUUGUUUAAUGAACUUGUAAGAGUUUAAAGCAGCUGGAGAGGACUUUAAAAGAAUAUUGGAAAUUGAUCCAAAUAAUGAUGAUGCGAAAUAGGCUUGGGAACAAUUAUUAAAAAAGAAAGAGUAGAUUAAGUAGAAGCAGAAGGCAAUAAGCGAGAAAAUGUUAAACAGUUUGAGCUAUGAGGAUAAAAUUUAGAGUCAGAAAAAGAAUGAAAAAUAAGGCUGGUUUAGAGAAAAGUAUGAUUGGUUAAAAUAGAUAUUGUGUGUUAGAAAGAAGGCAAAAAAAAAUUGAUGGCUCUUUAUUAGUUUUAGAGAAUAAUAAAUAAUACUCAUUAAUUAA
Paramecium tetraurelia is the source of this 729-nucleotide messenger RNA. RefSeq lists its product as uncharacterized. Gene Ontology annotation, molecular function: protein binding. The transcript has 5 exons. NCBI's taxonomy places the organism in Eukaryota, Ciliophora, Oligohymenophorea, Peniculida, Parameciidae. The record is from RefSeq and is a predicted model, not a curated record.